AGCGGUUCCGCGUGUUCUGCAGAUUCUGUGGAAAUAAGGAAGGAGGGGAAAUCUGGCACGAGUGGAGUUAAAUAUUCAGGAGUGAGUGUCAAUGAGUGGAGCCAGAGCGCGCGGGGGGGUGGGGGGACUCGUGAGUUUUUAUUGGGGAGGAUCGACUUCAGCCGAGGGGCUGAGAAAACACGCGUGGAGCGCACCGUCAUGUUGCAGCGCAGGCUUUUCCACGCAGCUCUCAGACACUUUUUCUCCGGGACUCAGCAGACCCACCAAAGUCUGCCAUGCGGGCUGCCCUGCGCGCUUCGGCCGGGACACGGGUUCGUCUGGCACCGGAGCAAAUCCACGGGACUCCCGGAUGUGAGGGAGCGGACUCUCAUUGCCGUAAAGCCGGACGGAGUUCAGCGUCGUCUUGUUGGGCAGAUAAUCCAGCGGUUCGAGCAGCGAGGUUUCAAGCUGGUCGGGCUGAAGAUGCUGCAGGCAUCUCAGGAUGUCCUGUCUGAGCACUACUGCGGCCUGAGGACAAAGCCUUUCUACAACAGCCUGCUGCGUUACAUGACCUCCGGACCCGUGGUUGUGAUGGUGUGGGAAGGGCACAACGUCGUUCAGACGUCUCGGACUAUGGUGGGACACACUAAUCCAGCCGAGGCGAUGGCAGGAACAGUCAGAGGGGAUUUCAGCAUGCAUGUCAGCAGGAACGUGGUCCAUGCCAGCGAUUCGGUGGAGGGGGCUCAGAAGGAGAUCCAGCUGUGGUUUCAAGCCAAAGACCUUGUGGACUGGGACUGCUGGGUCCAGACCAGCACCAGCGAGGUGUGAAGAUGGCGCCGAUGGAAGGAAGUGAGCGAUGGAUUUACCGCCUCUUUUCCUGCUGCUCAGUGGUCCGUCACGGUGUGACCGAAGGCGAUUGAAGAAACAUGAGCCAUAUUCAGUGAUCUAUCUCAGUGAUUUUACCUCAGAAGUGCACUCAAACAUAAAAAGCGUCUACGUUGUGUAAGAUUUUAGUUUUCAAGUUUCACUUGGAACAGCUCGCCUUUUAAUGACUUCUAAUCAACAUGUUUCUGACUAAUGGUUAAGUUACUUAAAGGUUUACUAUGCAUAGUUUUGAAUUAAGAGUAUAAAAGAUCCUGUGUAUUAUUUUUUUUUUUUCAUUAUUUUCAAGUUUGAGUUGCUCAUCCACAUGCAAUUUCUCUAUGUUUAAAGGAAAACAUUUAGUUUUGUCCCAUGUAGUGUGUGAAUGUGUAUUUGAUCAGUUGUCUGGCAAAGGCAUAUGAAAAGCAGUCAGUAUUGAGCAUGCGACUAACAUCGCCACAACGUCGCCUUUUUAACCAAUUUUUCUACAUCUCACAAAGUUUGUUUGGAAGCUAUGCACUAGAAAUACUGUCAACAGAGGAAAGAGUGGUUACCAAUGUCAAAAGAAAUUAAAUAAAGCCAGAAGUGUGUCUAAGUAGCCGCCAACGAUGAUUAAAAUCUUCUUUUUUGAGCAAAGUGACUGUCCAAGUUGCUGCAACCUACUGGUACGGCCAAAGCAAUGGAGCAUUUUUUUAUUUUAUUUUUUAUUUGCUGUCAUUUCUGUUUUCUCAUCUAGAUGAUGACAUAUCUUUUAGAGGGGAAAGCAUGAAUAACAAAAUAUGAUUAAGCUUCUGUGGGUCAAGGGCUUGUUUUUAUUUAAUCAUUCCUGCCUGUAAUGCUUUCAAAAAAGAAAAUGUUCCCACUUGCUGAUCACUGCAAAAAAGGACAUGCAGAAACAGUGACAUUCAACACUGGGGACAAAAUUAAGAACAUCAAUCUUUUCAUAGUGACUUUUGCUGUGUUGGAGGAGACGGGCUUGAAAAGUUGCAUUUACGCACAAUAAUUGCUCAUAUAUAACGUUACAUGCUGUUACCUGAGCAUUUUUCCAUAAUUCUAGCUUUGGCGGGACAUAUUUUAAUUGUUCACUGUUACCUGCUAGCUUAAAUAUUCCCCCGCAAUUGUGGAAUUUAUCUUAAUUUAUGCAUGUGUUUACUUGUCGUUCUACCUCUCUGAAAUAGCACACAGCGAUGGCACAUUUGUAAACGUUAUGCAUCAAAAUAUCUGAAAAAUAAAUGAGUAAUAAACGCAUGAAGCGGAUACCUCCUUUCUACCUGUGAUGAUAUGAAGAAGAAUCGGGGCAAGCUUGCAAAAUCAGAACAGGGGUCAUCUGAAAGUUCAGCUGAUGUGUACGCAGUAAAAAAAAGUUUGACCUCUGGUUAUUUGUGAAACUCUGGUGAAGCAACAUUGGGUUCACAUCAUGUUGGUUUACCUUUUUUUUUUCUGCUGUAACCGAACGGGUGUUUUUGCAUGUGUUGCCAUCGGCAGGGUCAAAACAUGUUUUAGGCCUCUUGAAGGACUGAUAACACUGACCUAGAAGUUCUGCUUGAACUGGGGAUCGAGAGGGUAAUGGGUCAGAGGGUUUACCAUGCUUCAACUAAACGAUACAGACGCAUAGACCCUGUGUUGUGGAGUGCCGAUGACAACAUUCUGAUUAUGUACUUUGCCUGUGUUGUAAACUAUAAUGAACAGAGAGUUCACUGCCUUGAACACAAUAGAAAAUCAACACUAAUGUUUUUUUUAAUGAGAUAUUUGUACAUUUAGAGUGAAACAACAUGUGGCUGUACAAAGUGACAAUAAAAAUGAAUGUGAAAUGAAA
Messenger RNA from Fundulus heteroclitus (mummichog), 2656 nucleotides. RefSeq names its product NME/NM23 nucleoside diphosphate kinase 4 (gene nme4). The transcript has 5 exons. NCBI's taxonomy places the organism in Eukaryota, Metazoa, Chordata, Actinopteri, Cyprinodontiformes, Fundulidae. The record is from RefSeq and is a predicted model, not a curated record. Gene Ontology annotation, molecular function: nucleoside diphosphate kinase activity. Gene Ontology annotation, biological process: CTP biosynthetic process; UTP biosynthetic process; GTP biosynthetic process. The annotation marks the transcript as partial.